GCCCGGGGAGCAGGAUGGGGGAUUUCGCAGCCCCCGCUGCUGCCGCGAAUGGCAGUAGUAUUUGCAUCAACAGUAGCCUGAACAGCAGCCUCGGCGGGGCCGGGAUCGGUGUGAAUAAUACUCCCAAUAGUACUCCCGCUGCUCCGAGUAGCAAUCACCCCGCUGCCGGCUGCGGCGGCGGCGGCUCCGGGGGCCCCGGCGGCGGCUCGGCGGCCGUCCCCAAGCACAGCACCGUGGUGGAGCGGCUCCGCCAGCGCAUCGAGGGCUGCCGGCGGCACCACGUCAACUGCGAGAACAGGUAUCAGCAGGCUCAGGUGGAGCAGCUGGAGCUGGAGCGCCGGGACACCGUGAGCCUCUACCAGCGGACUCUGGAGCAGAGGGCCAAGAAAUCGGGCGCCGGCACGGGCAAGCAGCAGCACCCGAGCAAACCCCAGCAAGAUGCGGAGGCUGCCUCGGCGGAGCAGAGGAACCACACGCUGAUCAUGCUCCAGGAGACUGUGAAAAGGAAGUUGGAAGGAGCUCGAUCACCACUUAAUGGAGACCAGCAGAAUGGUGCUUGCGAUGGGAGUUUUUCUCCAACGAGCAAGAGAAUACGAAAGGACAUUCCUACAGGAAUGGAAACCAUCAACAUGCCACUGCCUUCAGCUUCUCCUCUUCACCAACUUGACCUGAAGCCUUCUUUGCCCUUGCAGAAUAGUGGAACUCAUACUCCUGGGCUUCUAGAAGAUCUAAGUAAGAAUGGUAGGCUUCCGGAGAUCAAACUUCCGGUCAAUGGUUGCAGUGACCUGGAGGACAGCUUCACCAUCCUGCAGGGCAAGGACCUCAAACAAGAGCCUCUAGAUGACCCUACUUGCAUAGACACAUCAGAAACAUCUCUUUCAAAUCAGAACAAGCUAUUCUCAGACAUUAACCUGAAUGAUCAGGAGUGGCAAGAGUUAAUCGAUGAGUUGGCCAACACUGUUCCUGAAGAUGACAUACAGGACCUGUUCAACGAAGACUUUGAGGAGAAAAAGGAGGCCGAAUUCUCACAGCCGGCAACGGAGACCCCUCUCUCCCAGGAGAGCGCCAGCGUGAAGAGCGACCCCUCUCACUCUCCUUUUGCACACGUCUCCAUGGGCUCUCCGCAGGCGAGGCCCUCCUCUUCGGGCCCUCCCUUUUCUACUGUCUCCACGGCCACAAGUUUACCUUCUGUGGCCAGCACUCCCGCAGCUCCAAACCCUGCCAGCUCACCAGCAAACUGCGCUGUCCCGUCCCCUCAGACCCCGAACCAAGCCCACACUCCAGGCCAAGCCCCACCGCGGCCUGGGAACGGUUAUCUCCUUAAUCCCGUAGCAGUGCCCGUGGCCGGUCCCACAGCGGGCCCUGUGGCUGUGGCUAGCUCUGACCUGUCCCCUGCGGAGCAGCUCAAGCAGAUGGCAGUGCAGCAGCAACAGAGGGCCAAACUCAUGCAACAGAAGCAGCAGCAGCAGCAGCAGCAGCAGCAACAACACUCAAACCAGACUUCCAGUUGGUCUCCCUUAGGGCCCCCGUCCAGCCCCUACGGAGCAGCUUUCGCUGCAGAAAAACCAAAUAGCCCAAUGAUGUACCCCCAAGCCUUUAACAACCAAAACCCCAUAGUGCCUCCCAUGGCCAACAACCUGCAGAAGACGACAAUGAAUAACUACCUCCCGCAGAACCACAUGAAUAUGAUCAAUCAGCAGCCAAAUAACUUGGGUACCAACUCCUUAAGCAAACAGCACAAUAUUCUUACCUACGGCAACACUAAGCCUCUGACCCAUUUUAAUGCAGACUUGAGUCAGAGGAUGACCCCCCCGAUGGCCAACCCCAACAAAAACCCUUUGAUGCCCUACAUCCAGCAGCAGCCACCCCCACCGCCCCCGCCACAGCAGCCGCCACCCCCGCCCCCGCCGCCACCACAGCUCCAAGCUCCCCGGGCGCACCUGAGCGAGGAGCAGAAGCGCAUGCUUCUCAUGAAGCAGAAAGGAGUGAUGACUCAGCCCAUGGCUUACGCCGCGCUUGCUUCCCACGGUCAGGAACAGCACCCAGUUGGACUCCCCCGGACCACAGGCCCCAUGCAGUCCUCGGUGCCCCCAGGCUCGAGCGGCAUGGUGUCCGGAGCCAGUGCCGCGGGACCCGGCUUCCUCAGCAGCCAGCCCCAAGCAGCCAUCAUGAAGCAGAUGCUCAUGGAUCAGCGGGCCCAGCUGAUGGAGCAACAGAAGCAACAGUUCCUGCGGGAGCAAAGGCAGCAGCAGCAGCAGCAACAGCAGCAGCAGCAGAUUCUGGCUGAGCAGCAGCUGCAGCAAUCCCAUUUACCCCGCCAGCACCUCCAGCAGCAGCGGAAUCCAUACCCCGUGCAGCAGGUCAAUCAGUUCCAAGGUUCUCCCCAGGACAUCGCAGCUGUGAGAAGCCAAGCAGCCCUCCAGAGCAUUCGAACGUCGCGGUUGAUGGCACAGAACGCAGGCAUGAUGGGAAUGGGACCCUCCCAGAACCCAGGGACAAUGGCCACGGCAGCAGCCCAGUCAGAGAUGGGACUGGCCCCUUAUAGCAACACGCCUACCAGCCAACCAGGAAUGUACAAUAUGAGCACAGGAAUGACCCAAAUGUUGCAGCACCCAAACCAAAGUGGUAUGAGCAUCACACACAACCAAGCCCAGGGGCCAAGGCAGCCCACCUCGGGGCAAGGGGUUGGGAUGGUGAGCGGUUUCGGUCAGAGCAUGCUGGUGAACUCCGCCAUUACCCAGCAGCACCAGCAGAUGAAAGGGCCGGUGAGCCAAGCCCUGCCAAGGCCCCAGGGCCCGCCAAGGCUGCAGGGCAUUAUGGGAACAGUCCAGCAGGGAGCGCAGAGCUGGCCACAGAGGAGCUUACAAGGCAUGCCCGGGAGGACUAGUGGAGAACUGGGAUCAUUCAACAACGGCGCCAGCUACCCGCUUCAAGCUGGCCAGCCGAGGCUGACCAAGCAACACUUCCCACAGGGACUGAGCCAGGUCGUGGACGCUAACACUGGCGCCGUGCGAACCCUCAACCCAGCUGCCAUGGGCCGGCAGAUGAUGCCGCCACUCCCAGGACAACAAAGCAGCGGCCAGGCCAGGCCGAUGGUCAUGUCUGGCCUAAGCCAGGGCGUCCCCAGCCUGCCAGCGUUCAGCCAGCCCCCAGCCCAGCAGCAGAUGCCCGGCGGCAACUUCGCUCAGGGUGGCCAGAGCCAGGCCUACGAGCGGAACGCCCCUCAGGACAUGUCCUACAAUUACAGCGGCGAGGCAGCCGGGGCCUCCUUCCCCGGCCUCUCGGACAGUGCGGACCUCGUGGACUCCAUCAUCAAAGGCGGCCCAGGGGACGAGUGGAUGCAGGAGCUUGAUGAGUUGUUCGGGAACCCCUAGUCCAAAGGAAACCCGAGAAGCACGACUCCUAGUGUUAAAGCUUAAAACGUGUAAAAGAAACAGGAUGUUGAGCCAUCCCUGUUUUUUUGUUUUUUUGACCCACGCAAACUGAGCAAAACUGCAGCUGGCUGACAGUGAAAGAUCCAGGUGCCAAUCCACAGCCCCGCUGGGCCUCAUUUCACCUGAUUUUCACACAGCAACCGAGACACCAGGCCACGCCGAUCCUGGCUGUGAGAGAGGCAGACACCGCGGAGGCAGGCAGGGAAGACGGAUCCGAGGCCCCUCCGCUCGGCCCUCUGGUGCACGCCUGGCCCAGGGAUCUCUGCUCCAGCCUCACGGGACUGCUGCCCAGCGUGAGGGCUCCGCCAACCCCGCCUGGCCCCCGGGGCCGCAGACCGCAAAGCCUCAGGGGCCGAGGAGCGUCCCGCAGAGGCUGCUGCGUGGUUGCACAGGCCCAGAGCACAGGUCGGAAAUGCGCUGAACCCUGGCUGCAAAGAGAGGUCAGGCGUCGAGACAUGCUGCUGUGUUUGGCGGGUAGGCACGAAGAACGGGAGACAACAGAGGAUCCUACGAGCCUGUCUGCUGCCCUGUGAUGACCCUCAGGAAUUGUAGAGGCGUUGCUCUCAGCUGCCUCUCAAAGAGAGCCAAGCAAGCCUGGAGAAGGGUCCUCCGGCAGUCCUGGGGAUGGCAGCCCUCUGCCAGUGAUCAUGGCCAUGACGGUGGCGGCCGGCACUCCAGGUAGUCGGGCUGGAGCCUCCUGGGGGCCCGGUGUCCUGCCAAUUUGGCAAGGCAGUUCACAUCUACUUCCGGUGGCCACAGGGUAGGGGAGACCCCGACUGGAUGCUAUGUCUGCCCGUGUGGCCGCUUUUCCCCGCACCCCUGCCCUUGCUCCUUCCUGCCUCCACCCCAUCCUGCCCUUGCUUCUCCUUACAGACUAUAUGAGAAGAAAUGAAGCUUUUGUCUUUAGGGGACCUGGGCAGAAUCCUAAUAAAGGAAGAACUCAGACAACGCCUGAAAUGCAAAGGCAACACUGGAGUUUUCUUUUUCUAACGUGUAGUCGGCUGAAUAUUCUCUGCCCGAAACUGAGCAGCCCCUCUGACGUUGCAUGGCGGCUUACCGUGAGCCACACCCGAUGCUUCUGGUCUACCCUGGGAGACGUGGCCCAAACGGCACAGGCUCUGCUUCCCUUCAGAAAACUCCCAGGGGUGAUGCUCUGAAACUGGCCUUGACCUUAAUCCCUCCUCACCAGAAAGACGACUCUAAAAUGCUCAGAGAUGAGGAACUGAAGAGUCCGUUGCUCCACCUGACCCAUUUUGAUGAUAAAAAGAAGGAAAAUUCUGUUCCUUCCACGUGGGCAAGGUCAUCCACUUCCAAAGUCCUGUACAGUCGUUCUCGUUGUAAUUCACUCAGAUCUGCCCCAAGCGACAUCUGCGGCAAGGGAUGACAGCCUCUGCUACUUACCAUAAGGCUGUGUCUUUUGUCCUUGCUGCUGUUCCCACUGCCCCGUUUGGGAGGCCACGUGGUAUAUUGUCCGUAGGAAGAGCGGAGCGUGCUUUUCUCGCGCCACACUCUCCCUUGGUGUCCGAAAGCCUGGCUCCCUCCGUGUGACCACGCAUGGGUGCAGGCUGUGGGGAGCUGGCCUGGUUACACGCACAGGGCGGGUCCUGAGAUGGGGGAUUGGGGGGUUCGAGAGGAAAGCUGGGGGCAGAGGGCAGAGAGGUAAUAGGCAGGCAAACUCUGUCAUUGGCUUGCUCCCCAUGUCCCAAGGUGGUGGAUCUACUGAGCGAGGGGCAGGAUGGAGCCCAGAGGAGGCCAGUUGGGCAAGAGACCAGGCAGGGGCUGUGCUCCUCCUCGGAAGACCUGGUGGCAGGUGACCAUGAACUCCUUGCAUGGGGGAGGGACACCACCAUGGAAACUCUUGAGUAGAGACAGGUAAAAACCAAACGAAGAAAAUAAAAAAGUAAACAAGCAAGAAGACAGAAAAUAUAAUUACCUUUUUCUGAAAGGUACAGGAAACAUAUAUGAGCAAUGAUGAGAAACUGGAGGUGGCUGAGGGGAGAAGGGGCUCCAUUACCUUUUAAUAGCUUCCUCCAAAUGCUUAGUACUGGGACCAACUAACUAGAGAGGUAGAUUUUAAUAAGGUCGUUUUGUUUUUGUUUUUGUUUUUGUUUUUACUACGGUGCUGAUGUAUAUGUAAUGUCUAAAAAAGUUAUUUGUAAAUAAGUUUUUACAAUACUGCAGAUAUCACUGGGUCUACUAUCUGUAAAAAAUAUACAUAUAAAUAUAUAUAUACUGUUUGUUUAAAAUAGAGUAUUUUUAUUUCAUUCCUUAACUCAUCAUCACAGCAGUGGUAUAUUGCACUUCAGAUGACAUCUAAUGACUAAUUUGUACUGUAUGACCUAUGGCAACUUGCUCCAUUUUAUUCAGAUUUUUCUAGUUUUCUGUUUUUACUUUGUACAUUGAGCAUUGCUUAUUUCCUUUUAAGAAAUGUACAGAACUCUGAAAUGUAGAAAUGAAGUGAUGUUGACAUACCACUUUUAAAGAAAAGAAAACAAAUAAAAGAUCAUUAUCUGAAUCAA
Mustela lutreola (European mink) is the source of this 5953-nucleotide messenger RNA. It is a transcript of the gene MAML3, whose product is annotated as mastermind like transcriptional coactivator 3. Gene Ontology annotation, cellular component: nuclear speck; nucleoplasm. The record is from RefSeq and is a predicted model, not a curated record. The coding region runs from base 15 to 3374 and encodes 1119 amino acids. Gene Ontology annotation, biological process: Notch signaling pathway; positive regulation of transcription of Notch receptor target. Gene Ontology annotation, molecular function: transcription coactivator activity. Lineage: Eukaryota; Metazoa; Chordata; Mammalia; Carnivora; Mustelidae. The transcript is spliced from 5 exons.